This is a messenger RNA of Plasmodium inui San Antonio 1, 942 nucleotides long. RefSeq lists its product as hypothetical. Lineage: Eukaryota; Apicomplexa; Aconoidasida; Haemosporida; Plasmodiidae. The record is from RefSeq and is a predicted model, not a curated record. The transcript has a single exon. The coding region runs from base 1 to 942 and encodes 313 amino acids.
AUGAUGUACCCCCGCACCGGUGACCUCAUUAGGAAUCACCUCGCCAAAUCGGUUAGGGCAUUUAAAGGGGAAGGCCCCUUUACCCAGAAGAACUUAUGGAACGUGUGGACGCGGAAGUAUAGCACCGGGGUGUACCCCCGGGUGGGGGGGAAUUAUGUUGGAGGGAUUCCCGGAUGGACGGGCUUCACGAGUGGCAACCGCGUUAGUAGCACCCGCGUUAGUAGCAGCCUCGCUAGUGGAAGCCUCUCUACAACCCACCGCAGAGGCAUAACGAGCUGCACCCCCCCACACUGGGGAAGGGAAACCAACGACGAGAGCUUCUUCGAAGGGGAACACCUGAACAGAAAGUUAGGAGGCUACGGAUACCCAAUGAUGUUCAUCGUCACCUACGAUCGACCCAGUUGGCAACCAUUCUGGGAAAACGAAUACGAGGUCAUCCCAAGAGACGAAUUCGGAGUCCCUGCCAGCAUCCCCCCAGAAGUCUCCACACAGAUUAAGCACACCUACUAUGUGCCUCCACAGUUCUAUACCUUCCUCAAAAAAUUAGGAGAUGACACGGAAGAGCUAAAGCCCUAUAUGAACAAACUCAUUCGAGGUGAAUUCACCUACGAUGACUACCAAGAGAUGUUUUAUAAAUUUGCAAAACCGCUAAAAAUCUUUAGGAGCAAUAUUCCCUUGCCGUAUAGGACUGCAGAGGAGAUGGCGAAGGAGGAGGAAAUGAAGUGGGAGUCUGCUUGGUAUACCUACCGACAGAAGAUGCUAGCGGAGUAUAACGUAACUAUGUGCUUGCGUGAAUUCAUCCUCUACAUGACCAUCGGUCUGUACUUUGCCUACUUGUGGCUGGACGCGCUGAGGCAGUACCGCCUGGACAUGAAGCUUUUCUAUUUGGAGGCCCCCGAACACAAGAUCAACUGGGUCAAGCCACGCGGAGACUUGGUCUGA